AUGGUUCCGAGCAAGCUCCAACGUCACUUGGUGACUAAUCAUCCUUCGCUUUCAAUAAAAGGUAAAAGCUACUUUCAAAAGUCUUUAUCUUCAAAAUCCAAGCAAGUAAAAGUUUUUGAAAAACAAAUCGGUGUGUCUGAAAAGGCUCAAGUAGCUUCCUACAAAAUAGUAGAAUUGAUUGCUGUUAAAUUAAAACCUCACAAUUUGGCUGAAGAAAUUAUAUUACCAGCUUGUCGCAAAAUUGUAAAAAUAAUGAUUGGUGGAUCAGCAGAUAUUGAUAUUUGUAAAAUACCACUUUCGAAUGACACAAUCCAUCGCAGGAUUAAAGAUAUGUCGCAAAAUACUGCAAAAGCUGUUGGAAAUUCAAUGAAACAAACAGAUAUUACAGGAAAACCUCAAUUAAUUGCAUUCGUUAGAUUUAUUCACGAAAAUGAUAUAAUUAAUCAAUUUUAG
Molecule: messenger RNA, 453 nt
Organism: Onthophagus taurus
Lineage: Eukaryota; Metazoa; Arthropoda; Insecta; Coleoptera; Scarabaeidae
Product: protein FAM200C-like
Source: RefSeq, a predicted model, not a curated record